AUGCCUUAUUUGCUAAUAUCUACGCAAAUUCGACUUGAAACGGGACCAACAUUUGUGGGAGAUGGAGACAGCGACAAGGAGCUAAUGGAGCGGUUACGUGCGCAUCCCUCACGGCAGCUUGGGAACGAGUUCGUGGAGUACAUGACAACCUUGGCUCCUCGUCAAGUCCUGAAUAUCCUCGAAAAGGAGGGAUGGAAAGUGGUUGGAAUGGCUGGUAUUGGCCAAACAUGUGCGCUUCUGAAGUCGAAUGCUCGAAAGCCCAAGUCUUGUAGAUCGGCAGUUCAAACCGCCACCUUAGUGAAGAUCGCUGCCGGAGGAUUUUUAGUAGGAUCCACAGCAUUGUACUUGGCACAGAAGUCUGUGCAGCAUAGAGUGCGAAAACUUCCUCAUUACGCUGAAAGUUUGAAGAUCUUCGCUCAACAUGACCGUGCCAGGGAUGCAUUGGGACCGCCAAUCAAGGUGGGAUCAGUGGACCUCGCAGAUCGUCGACAUAAUUAUGUGGGAAAAACGACGAGCAUGUUGCGGAUUCCAGUGAUAGGAACAAUAGCUGGAGGUUACAUGGACGUUAUGGCUGUAAGAGAUGAUGAAACCACACCCUUCGUCACAGCAAAAAUAAGGUUGAUAUUAGACGAAGCAGCUGUCUCAAUUUAUGACACGGGUGCAUGGAAGGAUAGCGCAUCUGAAGAAGCAUCUCGGUAG
This is a messenger RNA of Haemonchus placei, 699 nucleotides long. The record is from the annotation of a GenBank genome assembly. NCBI's taxonomy places the organism in Eukaryota, Metazoa, Nematoda, Chromadorea, Rhabditida, Trichostrongylidae.